Aphis gossypii (cotton aphid) is the source of this 1183-nucleotide messenger RNA. It is a transcript of the gene vih, whose product is annotated as probable ubiquitin-conjugating enzyme E2 C. NCBI's taxonomy places the organism in Eukaryota, Metazoa, Arthropoda, Insecta, Hemiptera, Aphididae. The transcript is spliced from 5 exons. The record is from RefSeq and is a predicted model, not a curated record. Bases 331 to 870 code for a protein of 179 amino acids.
UAAUGCGAUUUCUUUUUCCUAGUUCUUAAAAUAUAUAUACGUUUGGUGUUUACUGCUCUUACUUUAACUAGCAAGUAGCAACUGCCGACUACUUUUAUUGUUGCAUUAAACGGUAUAGGUACCUAUUGUUAAUUUGAAUUCUAAUACGAUAUUCGACUAGAGUGAAUUCACGUAUUGUAGUAUUUAUUUAUAUUUUCUGUGAUAUUUUUAGUAAAUUAUUAUUUAUAAACGUGUUUGUUUUUCUUUUGAAAUCCCAACAUAACUGACCGUUUUACACCAUAUAUUGCAUUAUUGUUCUGCAGCCUGUAAGUUUCAUAUUCUUUUUAAAUAAUGGCUCAGAACGUUAAUCCAAGGCUCGAAGGUAGUUCGUCGAACUCUCCAAAACGCAGUGAAGAUAUGAAUGACAGAAUAGAAUCGAAUAAAGUUGUUCAAAGAUUGCAAAAAGAGUUGAUGAGUUUAAUGAUGUCAUGUGAUGGAUCAGUAUCAGCUUUCCCAGAUGGUGAUAAUCUUUUUAGAUGGGUCGCUACAAUUGUUGGACCUAAAGAUACUGUAUAUGAAAAUUUAAAAUAUAAAUUAAGUAUGGAAUUUCCACGUGGCUAUCCGUAUAAACCACCAACUGUUACAUUUUUAACUCCUUGUUUUCACCCUAAUGUGGACUUUGCAACUGGCUCCAUAUGCUUAGAUAUUUUAAAAGAAAAAUGGUCUGCUAUGUAUGAUGUCAAAGCAAUACUUAUAUCAUUACAGUCUCUUCUUGGAGAGCCAAAUAAUGAAAGUCCUUUAAACGUUAAAGCAGCCCAACUAUGGCCAAGACAAGAAGUUUUUAAAGCUACAUUGUUAAGCACAUACAAAGAAUCUGAAUCAUCCCAAUAAAUUGUGUAAUAUAGAACUAAUUUCAAUGACUAAAUUGUUUAUUGUUCAACUUAUUUUUUUUUUAGUUUUCCUUAAGUCUGCAGUUAUCUUUAGGAUUAUUACUGUAAGCUACUUUAAUCAGACGUCAGAGAAAUUUAAUAAUUUUCUGUAGUUUAUUAUACUAUUUUAUUCUUAUAUUAUAUUUACGCUUUGGUUUAUAAGAAAAUAUGUACUUUUUACUUAUCCUUUUUCUUACUAUAUUAGAUGUAUAAUCAUAUUUCUGCUUAUUUAGCUGUGAAAUUAAAACUACUUUAUAUUUAAUUUAUGACAUGUA